Messenger RNA from Tachysurus vachellii, 1389 nucleotides. RefSeq names its product guanylate kinase 1b (gene guk1b). The coding region runs from base 250 to 921 and encodes 223 amino acids. Gene Ontology annotation, biological process: purine nucleotide metabolic process. The transcript has 9 exons. Gene Ontology annotation, molecular function: GMP kinase activity. Gene Ontology annotation, cellular component: cytosol. NCBI's taxonomy places the organism in Eukaryota, Metazoa, Chordata, Actinopteri, Siluriformes, Bagridae. The record is from RefSeq and is a predicted model, not a curated record.
CACACACACACACACACACACACACACACACACACACACACAUUUACAUUUCUGGCAUUUGGCAGACUUUCUUAUCCAAAGUGACUUACAGAAGAGCUCUGAAGUGUCAAUGAUAUUCAUCCCUACUGCUUCAGUGGGACACACAGUAACAACACCAUCAGUCUGAAACUCUGUUGCACACACACACACACACACACACACACACACACACACACAGCCUCCACCUGCACCACAUCGACAAGAAGAGAGAUGCCAGGACCGAGGCCUGUAGUUCUGAGCGGUCCGUCCGGAGCAGGGAAAAGCACUCUACUGAAGAGGCUGAUCCAGGAAUAUGAGGGAGUGUUCGGAUUCAGCGUCUCCCAUACAACCAGGAAUCCACGUCCUGGAGAAGAAAAUGGAAAAGGACUGAAUUGUCUCCCAAUGCUACUGGGGGCAACGUUACUGCCCGUGGCAGACGUCCUGUCCUCUAUAUCGUCUGAAGAUUACCACUUCACCACCCGGGAGAAGAUGCAGGAGAGUAUCGAUAAUGGCGAGUUUAUCGAGAAUGCCGUGUUUUCUGGAAACAUGUAUGGCACCAGUAAGUUAGCCAUAGAAGAUGUUCAGGCCAAGAACCGGAUCUGCAUUCUAGACGUCGACCUUCAAGGGGUGAAAAACAUCAAGCAAACAGACUUGAACCCCAUCUAUAUCUCCAUCCAGCCUCCGUCCAUAGAGAUCCUGGAGAAGCGUCUCAGAGACAGGCAGACGGAGACAGAGGAAAGUCUACAGAAACGUCUGGAAGCGGCCCGUGUCGACAUGGAGCGCAGUAAGGAACCAGGCAUCUUUGACAUUGUCAUCGUUAACGAUGAUCUGGAAAAAGCCUACGAGAGGCUUAAAAGUGCUCUUAUCACGGAAAUUCAGAAGGUUCAAGAUGCUAAAAAGUAAGAGGACGAAAACCAUCUUGUCCUCUUGGGAACCGACAUGAAGCCUUUCUUUCCAGCCUUCAAGCAACACAAAUCUAUUCUACGGUCAUUUAUUAGAGAAACAAUUCGACAUGACACUGAAAUAAACUUAUUGACAGGCUAAGUCUUAGACAACAUGUCAUGCUAACACGGCUGAUGGAAAACGUCAGUAUGAUUUUCAUUAUUAAAGUGAAUUCUUUAAUUCAGUCUUAAGCAUAUGACGGUAUAUAAGAAUCAUGUCUGGAAGUUCAUUACAUCAGCAUUUUAUUCUUCUUUGUGUAAAUUAUACAGACUACAAAAAUUCUGGGUUCUGGGUAGUAAAGAUGUGCUAGAAUUUUGUGGACCUAGAGAUGCUACGGGAUAAACGUCAUUCAGAUCGAACUGAAAAUAAAUGUCUUGAAUGUGACUUGAAUGUUUAUCUGAAUAAAUGUGUAGACGCUGAUACACAUAA